This is a messenger RNA of Macadamia integrifolia, 1124 nucleotides long. RefSeq names its product elongation of fatty acids protein 3-like. NCBI's taxonomy places the organism in Eukaryota, Viridiplantae, Streptophyta, Magnoliopsida, Proteales, Proteaceae. Gene Ontology annotation, molecular function: fatty acid elongase activity. The coding region runs from base 113 to 949 and encodes 278 amino acids. Gene Ontology annotation, cellular component: endoplasmic reticulum membrane. Gene Ontology annotation, biological process: fatty acid elongation, saturated fatty acid; fatty acid elongation, polyunsaturated fatty acid; fatty acid elongation, monounsaturated fatty acid. The record is from RefSeq and is a predicted model, not a curated record. The transcript has a single exon.
GUAAUCUCCUUCACCCUCGGAUUCGCUUCCCCUUCUCCUCUUACCUGUUCCGGUCAGUGAAAUCCAUUCUGGAGCUGCUGCGGAUAGCGGAAGGCUGGAAAAAACGAGAAGAAUGGAGUGGAUCCACUCUAACUUGCGCUGGUGGUUGGUUGACCACCCAGUGGUGAGCAAUUUCGAGUGGAAAGAAGGCCAGACAUGGGGCGCCUCUUCUCAGUUCGUCGCCACCACAGUCCUCACGUACCUCUCCCUCACCACCGUCCUCCACCUCAAAACAACCUCCGCCACCCCCUCCACGUCACCCACUCCUCUCUUCCUCCGCCUGAUCUCCGCCGUCCACAACCUCAUUCUCCUCCUCCUCUCCAUCAUCAUGGCCAUCGGAUGCACCCUCUCAACCGCCUCUCAAAUGAAGGAUAUCCGUUGGAUCUUCUGCUUCCCUCCUAAUACCCCACCUAGUGGACCCAUCUUCUUCUGGGCCUACAUCUUCUACCUCUCUAAGUUCCUUGAAUUCAUCGACACAGUCCUCAUCCUCCUAUCACCUUCAACAAACAGACGGCUCACGUUCCUCCACGUUUACCACCACGCGGUGGUGGUGGUGAUGUGUUAUCUCUGGCUUCACACCUCGCAGUCUCUUUUCCCUGUGGCUCUGGUUACGAACGCCUCUGUUCAUACGGUGAUGUAUGGGUAUUAUAUGCUGUGUUCGAUUGGAAGACGACCGUGGUGGAAGAGAUUGGUAACAGAUUUUCAAAUCUUGCAGUUCGUGUUUAGUUUUGGGGUUUCGAUGGUGAUGCUUUGGUUCCAUUUCAAUGGUGGUGGUGGUGGUGUAUGUUGUGGGAUUUGGGGUUGGUGCUUUAAUGCUGUGUUUAAUGCUUCUUUGAUGGUUCUGUUUGUUGAUUUCCAUUCUAGGAAUUAUGCUGGAAGAAGGAAGAGAGAGAAGGACAAAAAGUCCUGAUUCUUGAUCUUGAAUCUCUCUGGGUCUUGUACCCAAAAAAAUCUUGUCGAUUGAUAGGAGAAUGUUGCAUUAGUUGAUUCUGAUUUCUAUGGUUUUAUAUGAAAAUUCCAAGUGGCAGAUCAUAUGAGGUUCAAAUUGUAUAAGAAAUGUACCCCUAAUUCUUUUUUAUCUGCUA